AAUGUCAUCUUACCCGUUGUUGAUACGCCAUUUUUAAUGCCGCUUUUUUCUCGAGUUAUUAAUUUUGUGGACUAUCGAAUUGUAUCUUGUUCUUAGGACUUGAACCGUAAAAGCCUAUUUAACUUCCGAAGGCCCCAAAUAUUGGUGACAGUUUGAUUAAUAAAUAAGUGGUUUUAGGAAAUUGUACAAACAUGUCGGAUAACGAGGAAAUUGAGGCUCCUGUCCGGAAAACUCGUUCAACCAGGUCUGCCAGAGGUGCAAAGACCCCCAAGAAAAGCUCUGCCAAACCAGCCAGUCGCAAGACCCGUGGAAAAAAAACAACUGUUGCAGAAGUAGAAGUUACUGAUGAAGAAUUGGAUCAAAUUAGUGAUGCUGAUCAGGUUGAUAAAAUGGUCACACUUCAAGAAGAUACUAUACUAGAGGCAUCUGAUAAUGAAGGUAAUGUAAAUGUCACAAAAAGUCAAGAAGAUGAACUUUUGAAUAGUGGAGAUGAGGCAGAAAAAGAAAAGCAGAAUUCAAAUGAUGCUGAAGACAAUCCGCUAUCUAUAACUAAUGAAGUUACCAUGGUAGAGGAAGGUAAGAAUCCAGUUAAAUGUGCUGAAGAAACUGAAAUUGAAGAAGAAACAAAGCAAGUUGAUGAAGAAGCAACAGUUGAAAGUAGAAGUCCUGAAUCUGAAUACAAAAUGAAUUUAGAUGAUAUUGAAACAUCCAAUGAUAUUGAAACAAAUGAGAAUGGUCUGUCUGAUAUUAUUGAGUCUGAAAAAAUGGACACUGCUGAGGCAGACAAUGCUGAAAACCAUGUAGAACUAAAGGAAGAUAAUUCUUUAGGAAAUGAAGGAAUUGGAAAGAAGAUUGAGGAGGAAAUGGAUAGUACUGAACAAAGUGUUCCAAAUACAAAUGGUGAACCGGAAGCAGAAAACAUAUCAGAUGAUGAAUUACCAGCCCCUGCCCCUGUAAAAGUUCCUGAAACUGAAGAGGUCUCAGAUGAGGAACUUCCAGGACCUAAGAGAGCUGAAUUGCCAGCUGAUACUGAGGUUGUAUCUGAGGAUGAAUUGCCCAGCUCAAAAAAAGAGGGUGAGGAGGAAGAAACAUCUUCACCCAAAAAGGAGAGUUCAAAAAGAAAGUUGAGUGAAAGUGGUUAUGAUCCAACAUCUCCCACUUCAGAAAAUGAUGCUCCCUGUAAAAAAUCCAAGGAAGAUAAAGAAGAGAAGGAAAAAGAAGAAGUAGCUAAAGCUAAACCCAAAAAAUUGCCUGAAUUGGAUAAGUACUGGAAAGCUGUUAAUGAUGACCCAACUGAUUUUACGGGAUGGACCUAUUUGCUACAAUAUGUUGAUCAAGAGAAUGAUAUGGAAGCAGCGAGGGAAGCAUAUGAUGCAUUUUUGUCACAUUAUCCAUACUGUUAUGGUUACUGGAGAAAAUAUGCUGAUUAUGAAAAAAGAAAGGGAAAUAAGAAAAAAUGUGAAGAGGUAUUUGAACGAGGUCUCAAAGCCAUUCCACUCUCGGUCGAUUUGUGGAUUCAUUAUUUGACUUAUGUUAAGAGUUCAAGAGGAGAGGAUGAAGAUUUUGUACGGUCCCAAUUUGAACGGGCCUUGGCAGCCUGCGGCCUCGAAUUCCGUUCCGACCGUCUUUGGGACUCCUAUAUUAAGUGGGAAACCGAGGGUAAACGUCUUCAAAAAGUGACAGCUCUUUUUGAUAGACUGCUCGCCACUCCAACUCAAGGUUAUACUACGCACUUCGACAAUUUCCAAGAGCACGUGUCCUCCAAUCCGCCCAAUAAAGUUCUGGAUGUGGACGAAUUUAUGGCUCUGCGGAAAGAAGUUCGAAGUUUGUUAAAGAGCGAGGAGAAAGCGGCAGAAAACGCUGAGCUGCCGCCUGGAGAUGAAGACUCAAAGCUUUAUACCACUGAAGAAGAGUCCAAGAGUAUUAGAGAACGAAUAGUUUCAAUUAGAAGGAAGGUACAUAAGAAUACUGUAAAUGCAGUGACUGCUAGAUGGAAUUAUGAAGAAGGGAUAAAACGACCCUACUUCCAUGUAAAACCGUUGGAAAGAUGUCAGCUUAAAAACUGGCAAGAUUAUUUGGAUUAUGAAAUUGAGCAGGGUGAUCGAACAAGGAUAAUAGUGCUGUUUGAACGAUGCCUUAUAGCAUGUGCUUUAUACGAAGAAUUUUGGCUUAAGUUUGUAAACUAUUUGGAAGGUCUGAAAGAUCCCGAGUAUCAGGCUAAAAUAAGAGAUGUGUAUGAACGAGCUUGCACGAUUCAUCAUUUGAAAAAACCAAAUUUGCAUUUACAAUGGGCCGCGUUCGAGGAAAUGUCGGAUAACAUUAAUCGAGCAGCGGAAAUACUAGUCAAUUUGGAAAAACAAGUUCCAAAUGUGUUGCAAGUUGCUUACAGAAGAAUAAAUUUGGAAAGGCGGCGAGGAGAUUUUGAAAAGAGCACCCAGCUAUUUGAACAUUACAUAAACAAUUCUAAAAAUAAGAUGAUUUCUAGUAAUAUUGCUAUCAAAUAUUCUAGGUUUACUUUUAAGAUCAUGAAGAACUAUGAAAAGGCUCACGAGAUACUAAAAUCAGCUAUAGCCAAGGAUCCAAAUCCAAGGUUGUACUUACAACUUAUAGAUCUUAUUCUGCAAAAGGAUGAGUUCAAUGAGGAUGAAAUAGUCUCUGUUUUUGAUGAGAUUUUAGCGAGAGAAGGCGGCGAACCUGAUCAAAAGGCAUUAUUCGCUCAAAGGAAAUUAGAAUUCCUUGAAGAUUUUGGGUCCAGUAUAGAAGCAGUACAAGCAGCCUAUGAGCAGCACCAAAAGUUACACAAACUUGUCAAAGAUUCCAAUUCAAAGAAAAAGGAGUCCAAGAGCGAAGCUUCUAGUUCAUCAGUAAGCAAAAAGGACGGUAAGUCUGCUGCCUCUUCACAAUCACAGUCAUAUGGCAAUUAUCAGUACAGUGGCUCAAGUGCAAGUGCACCACCGUAUCAAUAUGGAACAGCAGGUCAGCAAGGACAGUACAAUUAUACCCAGUAUGGACAAGGAGGUGAUCAGUACCAAUAUCAGAACUGGCAACCAUAUCAGCAAGGUGGUUACGGAGGAUACAAUCAGUGGGGUGGUUAUACUGGAGGUUAUGGUUACUAAAACGCUAAAAGAAUCAGGUCAUCUAACUUGAAUUUCCGAUUUUUUAUUUUUCCAGAUUGUGCUGGAUCUAUGAAAACUGUGUUGGAAUGUGUUGAUUUUACUUUUUCACGUGUGUAAAAACAGCAAAUUUUUGUAAAUUUUUUUCAUAUUUUAACCUAGGACUUAUUGUGGAAGGCACAUUCUGUAUUAUUGCAUUAAUUGUAAUUAUAGGAUACGAUCAGUUGAUAUAAAAUAAAAAGUACAUUGUA
Messenger RNA from Anthonomus grandis grandis, 3364 nucleotides. RefSeq names its product pre-mRNA-processing factor 39 (gene Prp39). NCBI's taxonomy places the organism in Eukaryota, Metazoa, Arthropoda, Insecta, Coleoptera, Curculionidae. The record is from RefSeq and is a predicted model, not a curated record. Gene Ontology annotation, cellular component: nucleus; U1 snRNP; U2-type prespliceosome. The transcript has 17 exons. Gene Ontology annotation, biological process: mRNA 5'-splice site recognition; RNA processing. Bases 192 to 3116 code for a protein of 974 amino acids. Gene Ontology annotation, molecular function: protein binding.